This is a messenger RNA of Melampsora larici-populina 98AG31, 5304 nucleotides long. RefSeq lists its product as uncharacterized. Gene Ontology annotation, cellular component: plasma membrane. NCBI's taxonomy places the organism in Eukaryota, Fungi, Basidiomycota, Pucciniomycetes, Pucciniales, Melampsoraceae. The coding region runs from base 1 to 4773 and encodes 1590 amino acids. Gene Ontology annotation, molecular function: guanyl-nucleotide exchange factor activity. Gene Ontology annotation, biological process: positive regulation of GTPase activity; Ras protein signal transduction. The record is from RefSeq and is a predicted model, not a curated record. The transcript has 7 exons.
AUGAAGACCACUACAAAGGCUCGAAGUAAUACUACUGCUAACAUCAAUUACACCAACACCACUUCUGACUUUGGUUCUUUCCGUCCAAAUGCACCAUCGCCUCGCACUGAACCUCUACCUACCACUUUGCUCGCUUCUCCCUCUCAAUCUCAUCAUUCUAAACGGGAAAACCAAGACGUGAAGACGAUCAACGAAAACUCCUUGGGUGAUAAUCAAUUUACACCCAAAUCCCCACCAAAUACAUUGAUCAGAUCGCACACUCAGAAAAGAGUACCUAAACCAAGUCUUAAACCGAUUGUGCCUUUUGGAAAUGGUGUCAAACUUUACCGUAAUCAUACCACUAAUCCAAAGCCUAGUGUUACAAGAAGCAUUAAGAAAAGUCUUAGCUCGGAUGAUAUCUAUCGAUUGCGUCAAGAUUACAUUACAGCCUCCUGGAAUCCUGCUCGGCAAUCUACUGAUCGUUCACCACUUUCUUAUGCUCCUCACACUACUCCUCUUAUUGACUUUUAUCCUCUUGCUUCCUCAGCACCCAAUCCAACAUCUCUUUUGCGCAGCCCAGAUGAUACCACUCCCACUUCAGGUUUUCAUCGUGCAUCCCUUCCUGUCCAAUUUCAAACCAGCUUUGACUUAGAUACAGCUACCCGAGGUACUCUCUCUGCUACCAAACGCCGACGGACGAUGCACGGUGCUGCUUCUAACGAAUCUAUCCGCACGGCGAGACCGAGUCCUCAACAAAAAACUCACGAACCAAGUUAUCCAUUUCCAGCAUCUCGAAAACCUAGGUUUCAAGAUAUCUCAAUAUUUGAUACCUUUAAUCAAUCUGCUAUUCCAUCCUACUCGAACCUCCCCUCACCCGUUGGACCAAAUAGCCCGUCAGCCAACAGCCUCAAUGCUGGGAGAGAUCAGAUUGGUAGAGUUAAUGCCGCAGCUCAUCAGAUCACUGUGAUUGCUCAACCUGGCGAUGACCCACGUUUUGUGAUUUGGGGGGAACAACAACAUUCAUCCAAAUCAUCUGUUUCUGUCACGACGAAAAGGUCCUCUUCAAUUGUUGAACGACAACAAACACAUCAGUCUUCAACAUCUUCAACUUCCAAUCUGGCUCAUAUCGGUAAUAGUAAUUCAAGUAAAAGUAGUGAUGUUGGAGACGAUUUUUUGCAAGAUAGGGUCUUGAGGUUUAGCUUGACCAGUUGGUUAAAAAAUCUGAUUCAAAAGAUCAAGUCGAUCAGACAAUGUUUAUUAGAAAUCGAUCCUAAGCCCAACGGCAAAGGGGAUGAAGACCUCAAGAUUUUGAAAAGUUUGAAAAAGGUUGUGAAACAACGUAAAGAUGUUUAUCUAGCGUACAAUCUAGUCUCAGAUAACAAUGACAAAAGUAAGACCAGGCAUAAGGAUGUGAGAGAUGUGUUUGGACAAGGAGAAUCUGAAACGCAGGCUCGGGAUAGCAAUCUGGCUAAAAGUGACUUAAAGUUGAACGAUGGAGAUGCUUCGGAGGAUCAGGCUACCGAUGACGAAGAUGUUGAGGUGGACGUCAAACCAGAGGUCAAUGAGCUUCCAGAUCCAAAUUCCAUCCGAGCUCGAUAUGAAAAACUCAAGGAAUCUUUUGCACAAGACACGCAUGAAAUCUCAGAACCUGAAUCGAAUGCAAUAGAUGAAAUCAAUGUCAAGUUCGACCGAGCUCCUCUUUUCAUUUCACGCAAAUCGACAACCAUCAACGCUACAUUAGUUCAGGUCCCCACUCAUUCAAUGACCCACUCUAGCGAUACUCUGGAUCACCGAAUCAGUCAUGUUAGACCUAUCGAUCCUCUUGGCUUCACCCAACAGCACAACCCUCUUCAACGUUAUUUUACGUCAACCAUGGGAACCUUUGGCCGGUUCAAGCGGAUGAUCAACAAUCGAUCAGGUACAGUCACUGCCACUGGGCCUUACUCCUCCAUGACGGAUUCAAGUCGUUUCAAUGAUCACAUGGAAUCGAAUGGAGAGGUCUGUGACCUGCUCUGCGCAAAAGGUGGAUUAGAACGUUUUAUGAGUUUCUUUGAGGGUGACCAUCGAUUAGAGCAAAACGGACCCGAAAGGUUGGAAGAGAUUGCUGAAGAUAAAGAGUUAAGAUAUUCAAGAAGAUUCGAGACUGAAGAAUGUCCCCCUAGCUUUGAAAAGACCAACUUAGAAUAUGAAAGGCUGAGCAUGGAAGAUACGGGAAAGUAUAGCAUUGAGAUCGAGAAGACAAGCUCGGAAAUAGAUCGCGGUCAUUUGAGUUCACCUUUGAUUCAAGACGAUGAAGAUGGUUUCGAAUCCCAACUCUCACUCUCAUCCUCGACUUCGAACACAUCCUAUACCACUUCAUCACAACCUGGUUCGAGUGAUGAAAAGGGAACUGAAGGUCUAGUGGCACUAGUCGGUUCAGAAGCCAUCGAAUAUUUGGAUGGUAACCCAGCCUCAUUAGCACUUUCAUUUGGAAUGGUACAAGAUGAGAAAGACGAGAUUGAUGCUAGAAGGUUUGGAUCUAGACCUCAAUCAUUACAUGAAUCUCUUAGCACUGAAACUAUCAAAUCAGAAUCCAAUCGGACUUCUAAAGGUGUGGGGACUGGAUUGUUCAAGAAACAAAUCAAGAAACGAUUUGCCAAUCAAAAUCUAGGUUCAAUGCGAAUACUUGGUUUCGAGUCUAGGCAAUCCUUGAGCUUGGAUCGAAACUCUAUGAGUAUGGGCCGCAAUUCUAUGAGUCUUGAUCGACCAUCGCUGAGUGUGGAUGGAGGUCGUGAGAGUAGCUCAUCUAGAGACAAUCUUUCCCUUCGGUCAGGUCGAUCAGGAACAACUCCACAAGACAUCAGCGUCCAGCUCGACGAUCUUGACCUUUCAGAUGAAGAUGGUAGUGAUUCAGACCAACAUAAUGAAAAUCAUCGACCUCUGAGACGAUUGAGGGCUGCGGGAGAUCUCAAAGAAGCCAUCAAUUCGACCCGUCGAUCUUUCUUUGCGCAAUUGAAGCCUUCCUUACGACUGAGGGUCAAUAGUGGUGUUCGUUUGUCUACUGAGACUAGUUCAUCGAUUGGAACCAGGAGAGUUCCUUCCAUUGCGGGUUCAAUAUUUAGAAAAUCUAAAUUAGGCGAUUCUGUGACUUCCUUACCCGAUACAUUAAAUUCGCUUCAGGAUGGAACAGAGGCUAGAGGGGAAGAUGAAGAUGAAGAUGAAGCAGGGGGUAUGGGUGUGGUGGCGAAUUUUGUUGCUGAAGGAUUAGAUAGUGAUGAGGACGAACCUGGGGAUGUAGAAGCUGCAUUGAGAAGAUUAGAAGGUGUCAUUGAUGCUGAUCGAGAAAGGGAAAAAGCGAGAAAGGUGGAAAGACAAAUGAUGAAAUCAUUAGAAGCUAGCAGGACCGGCAAUAGGAGUAGAAGUUCUACUAUUGAUAGUCAUCGCACUUUCUCUUCCUCUGCAUCUUCCUUGGCAGUAGUGACUGAUGAAGAAGAAGAACAAGGCGAAGAGGAAGAGGAAGGUCAGGAAGAGGAAGGUGAAAUGGAAAUGAUCGACGGAGAACAUGACCUGAGCGUAGACAAGACUUCUACAUCCACAGUGCCUGAGAUCACGUUUGAUCAUGUGGCCGAACGAGACUCAGGGGGCCAAGAGGGACAUCGUUCAUCAGAGGAGCAAAGCAGUAGACCCAAGUUUAUGAAUUCAUCAAAGGAAAGUGUGAAUAGCAAUGUAGGGGGAGGGAAUGAAUUAUGGAAACGAAAGCAUAAGACACCAACAGCGAGUGAGUUGAACAGUAAUCAACAAGCCAUGGAUCGAAAAGUUGCACUUCACAAACGGUUUGUAGGCGGUGGUGCUUUGAGUCGACCGAUCUCUUUGUUCGGAGGAGUAGGCGGAGCUCAACCACCUAUCCAUCGAUCUUUCUUACUGGAUUUCCGAACAGAGAUCUUGGCACAACAAUUUGCAUUGAUUGAACGUGAUUUGUUAAGGAAGAUCACUUGGCAAGAGCUUUUGAUGAGUAGGUGGCAAGAGAAUGGUCGAAAUGGAUCUUCAAAUGAUACGAAUUGUUGGACAAGUUAUAUGAAACAGAGAGUGAUUGAAGGCAAGAGUAAGAGUGAUAAUGUGAGAGGAUUGAUUGUUAGAUUCAAUUUGACUUGUAAUUGGGUUGCAUCUGAACUUGUUAUGACAGUCGGAUUGGAAGAAAGGAAAUGUUAUCGACAAAACAAUUUUCAAACCUUGACACAAAUCAUUCAUGGUUUACAAACACCUUAUAUCACUAGAUUAAAACGAACUUGGGCUAAGUUGGGAAUUUGGGAAAGUCGUAUGUUUAGAGAUCUGAAAGAGUUUACAUCACAUGGAGCCAAUUUCAAAAGUUUAAGACUUGUUCAAGACCAAUUAGUUGAAGGCAUCGAAUCUGUUGGUGGACCGACGGGUAUAACGACGACGCCUGGUGGUCAUGAUGAACGAGUCAGAGUUGUCGGUUGUAUUCCAUUCUUGGGUCUUUAUUUGCGAGACUUGACGAUCAAUGAUGAAUUACCGACUUAUUUAAAUCCAAACGAACCAUCGAUCGGAGUACCGAUCAUCGAUCGAGAAAGUGGAUUUGUAGAAGGAACUAAUUUAUAUCCAUUAGUGAAUAUACAUAAAUUUCGAAUUUAUUCAAAAGUGGUGAAUAAGAUUAUAGGAUUUCAAGAAUUAAGUUUAAGUUAUCCAUUCGAAGCACAAGGAGAUCAAAGUUUAUUUUUGAAUUGUUUGAGACUCAAAUCACUUGAUUCAUCUAGAUUAAGAUGGUUAUCAGAUGUUUGUGAAGGUCAAAAGGAAUGAAUGAAUGAAUGAAUUACCUCGAGUAUGAUUUUUUGACUUCUUUUAGCAUUUCUUUUGGGUUAGUUUGCAUAGUAUAAGUUUGAUUUUUUUUUCUUUGUUUCUUUGUUGAAGAUGAUCUUAAUGAGUGAUUGAGUGAGAUUUAUUGGCAUGUGAAAAAUGCUUUUUUUUUGGGGCUUUUGAUUGUAGCUUUGUAUUGUUUAGGUCUUUAUAUAUAAUGAGUUGAUUAUUUUAUUGGUUUCACUCUUUUGAUUUUGAUCUUUCAUCUUUUUUUUACUUUGGUGAGUUUUGUUUUCUUGUGAUUAGUAUCAAUUGAUGAUGAAAGAUGUGUGAAUAUCAAUAGAUAGAUAAUUUUCAAUUCAUUCAUUUUGAAAAACAUCUUGAUUGUUUAUUUUUAUUUGAUAGAUAUAUAAUCAUUGAUUAUUAUAUUUGAUUUCUUUCCAUUUAUUUUUAUUCAGAUUGUACUUCGUAUACUUAAAGUUUCAUACAAUUGAACUCGAACGGUUCUCGAAAACGUAAUGCACACUCUUUCUU